CAACAUAUGACUCUGCAAUCAUGUCUGAAAGAGAUGCUGGCGAAUUGGUGCCUAAGAAAAGGCAAAAGGUUCUCAAUAAUCCAUUGUCUGACAUUACUAACGUUGUUCUAUCCAAACAAUCUACAAUUCGAAGACUAGCACCUGUCAAAUCUGGAAAAUACACACUCAGGCAUUUACCAAGUUCAAAUGUAUCUAAUGAUAUUUAUGGAGCACAAAAGAAAAAAGAAAUACUCCAGAUGGAAUGCAGCGAAAAUGGGGAAGAUCCUGAUGUUCCCAACAACACACACGUUUCCCUACAGGAUACAAUCAACAACUUUGGAAUACAUCCAAUGGAAACAGAAUGCAAUGAGAAUGGCAAAAUAUUUGAGAUACCUGACAAUGAUUGUGACAAAUAUCUAGGAAGCACAUCCAUAGCUUUUAACGGUGAUUUCAAUGAAUAUGGGAAUCAAGAUUGUGACGAAGACUGCGAUGAGAACUAUGAACGCGACGACAUCCCUUUCAAUGAUAUUGCGGAUGAUGUCGACAUCAUGGAUGCAGAAGCUGAUGCAGACGACACAUCGUACUUUCAAAUUGGAGAGCCGCGUUUUACAUGCGAAUGGUGUGGGGCAUUAAUGUGGUACGAAGAGAGGGUAAACAAGCAACGUGAUACAUCAAAUCCGGAGUUUUCAAUGUGCUGUAUGCAGGGAAGGAUAGAAAUUGCACCGUUUAAAAGACUGCCUCAACCACUGUAUGAUUUAUAUCAUAACAAUGACAGAAAAAGCAAGUUUUUCCUAGAAAAUAUACGAUCAUUCAAUUCCAUGUUUGCAUUUACUUCUAUGGGGGGGACUAUAGAUACAACAAGGAAUAAUGGUAAAGCUCCGCCUGUAUUCGUCCUAAAUGGAGAGAACUACCACCGUAUCGGAAGUUUGCUCCCAAAAGACGGUGACCAACCAAAGUUUGCUCAGCUGUAUAUCUACGAUACAGAUAAUGAGCUUCGCAAUAGAAUGUCGUGUGUUAGCAUGGAAGACGAUAAAAACUCAUUAAAAAAAGAUUUAGUCGAAGAGAUACGACAUAUCCUCGACCGAUCAAAUUCAUAUGUCCAAUCUUAUAGGAUGGUCCGUGAUAAGUUAUUGGAAAACAAUGCUCCGACCAUAAAGCUGCGAAUUCUCGGCAAGAGGGGUUAUGAUGGUAGACGUUACAAUUUGCCCACCGCUUCCGAGGUGGCAGCUUUGGUUGUUGGGGAUUACGAUGCCGCUGAUUUCGAACGAGACGUUGUGGUCGAAGAACGAUCAGGUUUGCUUAAGCGUAUAUCGGUAUUUGAAACAUCUUACUUGCCAUUGCAGUAUCCUUUGAUAUUUUCAAGAGGUGAAGAUGGUUUUCGUAGGGAUAUCAGGUUUAGCGACAGACCUAAGAAGAAGCCUAUUAAUCGAACAUACGUUUCAAUGAAAGAGUGGUUCGCAUAUAAGAUCCAGCAGAGAGAUAUUCAACAUUCACAAUUGUUGUUUUCUAGACGUCUGUUGCAACAGUUUUGUUGUGACGGGUAUAGUAUGAUAGAGUCAUGGCGAUUAAAGUGGUACAGAGAUCAUCAGAAAGAAGUCAGGGCUGACAUGUACAAGGGGUUGAGAGAAGCAGUUCUUAGAGGAGAAACAGAUCCGGCCAGUGCAGGAAAGCGAGUGGUGUUGCCUUCUUCAUUUGUCGGAGGGGCACGAUAUAUGAUACAAAAUUACCAGGAUGCCAUGGCAAUAUGUGGAUGGGUGGGCUAUCCUGAUUUGUUUAUAACUUUCACAUGUAACCAUAAGUGGGCGGAGUUAGUUGAUUUUCUAAAGAAACAUAAUCUCAAGCCAGAGGAUCGACCAGAUUUAGUCAGUCGUAUUUUCAAAAUAAAGCUUGAUCAUCUAAUAAAGGAGAUUAAAAAGGGCAAAAUUUUUGGGAAGGUUAAAGCAGUCAUUUAUACUAUUGAGUUCCAAAAACGAGGUCUCCCGCACGCUCACAUCUUGGUUUUUCUACGGCCAGAAUUUCGCAUUCUUCAUCCUAACAACAUUGAUAAGAUUAUAUCGGCAGAGAUCCCUGAUAAAGACCAGGAUCCUCAACUCUACAGCAUUGUUACGUCUCUCAUGAUACAUGGACCUUGCGGAAAGCAGAAUAAUAAAUCGCCAUGUAUGCUGAAUGGUAAGUGCACUAAAUAUUUCCCGAAAAAAUUUGUUGACACAACGGUGAUUGAUUCAGACGGUUACCCUGUGUAUAGAAGAAGGAACAAUGGUGUAUCAUUAAAGAAAGGUGAAUCUUUUGUUGAUAACAGAUAUGUUGUGCCCUACAACCGUAAAUUACUGUUAAAGUAUAAUGCACAUAUAAACGUUGAAUGGUGUAAUCAGUCCCGGUCUAUAAAAUAUCUGUUCAAGUAUGUUAACAAAGGACAUGAUCGGGUAACUGCAACAUUUUACCAAGGCGGUAAUGAAUGUUACGACGAAAUAAAGAUGUACUACGAUUGUAGGUACCUCUCGGCAUGUGAAGCGGUGUGGCGGAUUUUUUCCUUUGAUAUUAAUUAUAGGGAACCCUCGGUUGAGCGCUUAAAUUUCCACUUAGAAGGCGAGGAACCAGUUGUUUUCGAAGAUCAUGAGGACUUGGAAAAUGUAGUAAAAAAACCACACAUCCGUGACACUAAGUUUCGUGCAUGGAUGGAGGCAAACCAAAAGUAUCCCGAGGCUAAGGAUCUAACAUAUGGCGAGUUUCCAUUAAAGUUUGUUUGGAAGCAAACAGAGCGUAGAUGGACACCAAGGCAACGAGGGCUUUCUAUUGGUCGAAUUCAUUUUGUUCCGCCCGGAAGCGGUGAGAAAUUUUAUCUAAGGACCCUGCUGAAUUAUGUAAAAGGUCCUGUUUCUUACGAUGAUAUCAAAACAGUUGGAGGAGUUAAAUACAACAGUUUCAAGGAGGCAUGCUUUGCUUUGGGCCUGUUAGACGAUGACAAUGAAUUCAUAAAUGCUAUCAACCAAGUCUCUUUUUGGGGGACUGCCGAAUAUAUGCGUCGUCUAUUUGUCAUGUUGUUAGUAUCAAACCAAUUUUCUCGACCAGAAGUUGUUUGGGAGAAGACUUGGCUGCAUUUGAGUGAUGAUAUGUUGCAUCGUCAAAGAUUGGCAUUGCGUGUACCAGAUUUAGUAUUGGACGACGAUCAAUUAAAAAGCUAUACGCUUGCAGAGAUCGAGAGAUUGUUGCAGAGUCACGGCAAGAAAAUGAAGGAUGAUUACCCAACUAUGCCUGUGACUGAUGUGUCCCUUAUCCAUGAGUCACGUAAUAGGUUGAUAUAUGACGAGAUGAAUUAUAACCAGCAUAUUCUUGAAGAAGAGAACGAGCGGUUAAUGUCCACAAUGACAUUUGAACAAAAACAGGUGUAUGACAAAAUAAUGGCGAGGGUUGAUGCCAAACAGCCUGCAAUUUUCUUCCUAUACGGUUACGGCGGUACCGGAAAAACAUUUAUAUGGAGAGCAUUGUCAUCUGCCAUUCGGUCAAGGAAAGAAAUUGUAUUGACAGUUGCGUCCAGCGGUAUCGCAGCCCUACUUAUACCUGGAGGAAGAACAGCACAUUCUAGGUUUGGUAUUCCUAUAAUCGUUGAUGAAAUUUCAACUUGCGGCAUACAUCCUAAAAGCCCGUUGGCUGAGUUGAUAUGUAAGGCAAGCCUAAUUAUUUGGGAUGAAGCGCCAAUGAUGCAUAAACACUGUUUUGAAGCACUUGACCGAAGUUUGAGGGAUAUUCUUCGUGUUCAAAAUAAUGGAAGGACGGAUAUCCCGUUCGGUGGCAAAGUUGUCGUGCUCGGUGGUGAUUUCAGACAAGUUCUUCCAGUGAUAGCGAAAGCCAAUAGACAAGAGGUGUGUAACUCAUCAAUAAAUUCUUCACAUUUGUGGCGUUUUUGCGAGGUGUUAACAUUGUCAACCAACAUGCGCCUUUUACAUGGUUCUUCCAAUUCUGAUAUUCAAGAGAGGAAAGAGUUUAGUGAGUGGGUUUUGGGCAUCGGAGAUGGUACUAUUGGAGAAGAGAACGACGAAAAUAUUCAGAUACAAAUUCCAGACGACCUACUUAUACAUAGUUCAGGAGAUCAUAUUGCUGCCAUUGUUGAUCACAUUUAUCCAUCGUUGCUAGAUAACAUGUAUGAUCAUUCGUUUUUCCAAAAUAGAGCUAUACUAACUCCGAAAAAUGUCACGGUUGAAGAAAUAAAUGAGUAUGUAAUGUCUCUUAUACCUGGAGAAGAAAAAACCUAUUUGAGUUGCGAUAGUCCCCUUGGUAAAAAUGCAUCAGCUACCAGGCCGGAUGACAUACACACACCUGAGUUUUUGAACACAAUUAAUGCCUCAGGUAUCCCUAACCACAAGAUAAAAUUGAAGGUUGGCGUUCCUGUCAUGCUUCUACGCAAUUUAGACGCUACAGCUGGUUUAUGCAACGGUACUCGAUUAAUAAUAACGAAGAUGGGCAGAUAUGUGCUUGAGGGCAAGGUCAUAACAGGCAGCAACAUUGGAGAUAUAGUUUAUAUACCGAGAUUGUCGUUGAGUCCAUCGGAUACAAGAAUUCCAUUCAAGUUUCAGCGUCGACAGUUCCCUAUAUCGGUGUCAUUUGCAAUGACGAUCAACAAAAGUCAAGGGCAAUCAUUGAAAGAAGUUGGAGUAUACCUUCCUCAACCGGUUUUUUCCCACGGACAACUAUAUGUUGCGGUGUCAAGAGUUACAUCAAGAAACGGAUUGAAGAUAUUAUGCACGGAUGAAGAUGGCAAUUGUAUGAGCACUACAUCAAAUGUGGUGUAUAAGGAAGUCUUUCGCAAUUUGUAAUGAUGAACCAGACGAUAACUUUACACAUGAACAGGGCAUUAUUUCUCUUCUUUGCUUCCCAUUUUACCACUUCUCUUAUACACAUAUGUCAAGUUAAUGUUGAGUUCAAGGUGAUAAUUGAUUGCAUUUUUAUAAUAGCUUUGGAAGGUACUUUUUGGUGAUAACUUAAUGCUGGUUUUUUCAUUCCAUUCCAAUUGCAACACUGUUCACCCUAUUUAACUUUUUGCUAUCUUUUUCAUGUUUUUUAAAUUACAAUUUCGUCGGCCGUUGCGUGGUCACAAUUGUCCACGAUUUCGUGGAUUUAGUGGCAAGUUUUAAGUUGCUUUUAUGUGUACUGUUGAACUUACUAUAUAUGUUGCAAUUUUAUAUGGAUUGCACUA
This is a messenger RNA of Medicago truncatula (barrel medic), 5170 nucleotides long. RefSeq lists its product as uncharacterized. Gene Ontology annotation, molecular function: DNA helicase activity. Gene Ontology annotation, biological process: telomere maintenance; DNA repair. The record is from RefSeq and is a predicted model, not a curated record. The coding region runs from base 21 to 4790 and encodes 1589 amino acids. NCBI's taxonomy places the organism in Eukaryota, Viridiplantae, Streptophyta, Magnoliopsida, Fabales, Fabaceae. The transcript has 11 exons.